Diaporthe citri is the source of this 363-nucleotide messenger RNA. RefSeq lists its product as uncharacterized. NCBI's taxonomy places the organism in Eukaryota, Fungi, Ascomycota, Sordariomycetes, Diaporthales, Diaporthaceae. The record is from RefSeq and is a predicted model, not a curated record. The coding region runs from base 1 to 363 and encodes 120 amino acids. The transcript has a single exon.
AUGAACUGUUCGCUCUUUGGCUCCACAACGAGUCCCAAGCAGGCGAUGCUUCUUCGAGUGUUUGACGGCUUCGGGCUGGCGUCCACCCACUUGCGCAAGCUGCAGCACGCGCCGCUGUUCCAGGUUGUGUCUGACUGCCGGCAGGGAGCGGCGGAGACAGGGACCAUGGGCGGCGCAUCCUUCACCGAGAUCUGGGCAUCGCGCGCGCGCACGCCGCACAACGUCCUGCUCGAGAUGUCGGACGACUCGGCAAGGGACACGCUGCUCACGGUGCAGCUGCAAACCUCGCUGUAUGGGCUUGAGGACCCACCGGCGUUCUUGGAUGCUUAUGUAUCGGUGUUCACGGGGUUCUCAGCGAGUUAG